This is a messenger RNA of Dermatophagoides pteronyssinus (European house dust mite), 1237 nucleotides long. It is a transcript of the gene Pur-alpha, whose product is annotated as Purine-rich binding protein-alpha. Lineage: Eukaryota; Metazoa; Arthropoda; Arachnida; Sarcoptiformes; Pyroglyphidae. The record is from RefSeq and is a predicted model, not a curated record. Gene Ontology annotation, cellular component: nucleus. Gene Ontology annotation, molecular function: DNA-binding transcription factor activity, RNA polymerase II-specific; RNA polymerase II transcription regulatory region sequence-specific DNA binding; purine-rich negative regulatory element binding. Gene Ontology annotation, biological process: regulation of transcription by RNA polymerase II.
AUUAUUAUUAUUUUUUUCAAAGAAUUAAAAAAAAAGAAGAACGAAAAUUCUGUGUUUUGUGUUGAAGCCAAAAUAUCUAUAAGAUAUUCCGAUAAGAUUCUUUUUGAUCAUCAAAUCAAGCUCAACAAAGCAAAAAUCAAAGCAUAAUUGUGUGUGUGUUCAUCAACCUAUUUUAGCUACAAAAAACAACAUAAACAACAAUAAAAAUGUCGGACGAUCGAAGUGGAGAAGAUUCUCAUCAAACAGAAUCUAGUAAUGUAUCAUCAGCAGGCGGUGAACAACCAGCCCAACAAAAUGAACAAGAAUUGGCUACAAAAACAUUGUAUAUUCAACAUAAACGAUUCUAUUUGGAUGUUAAACAAAAUCAUCGUGGUAGAUUUAUCAAAGUUGCUGAGGUUGGCAGUGCUGGCCGUAAAAGCCGAUUAUUAUUAUCGAUGGCUGCAUCACGUGAAUUUCGUGAUCAUUUAACAACUUUUUCCGAACUCUAUGCAUCAUUAGGUUCAUCAUCAUCAUCGAUAGGUCCACCAAAUCUUGACAAUUAUCCGGAAGAUGGCAAAAUUAAAUCAGAAAUAAUUAUCAAAGAUAAUAGAAGAUAUUUUCUUGAUCUUAAAGAAAAUACUCGUGGUCGUUUUCUAAGGGUUUCACAAUCAUUUACACAUGGUGGAACACGAACACAGAUUGCUAUUCCAGCACAAGGAAUGAUUGAAUUUCGUGAUGCCCUUACCGAUCUACUUGAUGAAUUUGGUACCGAAGAAGGAGGAUUUCGAGAUACAUUGCCGGAAGGAACGAAUUUUCGUGUUGAAAAUAAAAAAUUCUAUUUUGACAUUGGACAGAAUAAGAUUGGUGUUUUUAUGCGUAUAUCUGAGGUAAAAAGUAGUACACGAUCAUCGAUUACUAUACCUGAAAGAUCAUGGGCACGUUUUCGUGACAUAUUUGCUGAUUAUGUUGAUAAAAUGAAUCCAAAUAAUAGUAGUAGUGGUGGUGGUGGUGGUGGUGGAAAUACUGCCAAUACAACAACAACAACAGCCACCUCUUCUACAUCAGGUGUAGCAAUAAGUGGUGGCGAUGAAAGUGGUAUUUCUGCUUCCGAAAAAACAGCAACAACAACUACGGGUACCAAAUCAUCAAGUAAAUCUCAACAACAACAACAAGAAUCAUCAUCAUCAUCUCGUAAUAAUGGUAAUACAGCAGCAACAACAACAACAUCAUCAUCAUCAACAUCGGCCAAAUAAGAUUU